UCGGCUCCGUUAUCCUCGCCAUCGGCAUCACCGGCAUGGUCGGCAACUUCCUGGUUAUAUACGCUUUCUGCAAGAGUCGCAGCCUGCGAACUCCGGCCAACAUGUUCAUCAUUAAUUUGGCGAUCACAGACCUGCUGAUGUGUGUCACCCAGUCACCCAUCUUCUUCACCACCAGCAUGCACAAGAGGUGGAUCUUUGGAGAGAAAGGAUGUGAGUUGUACGCAUUCUGCGGCGCUCUCUUUGGGAUCUGCUCCAUGAUCACUCUGACGGUGAUCGCCAUCGACCGUUACUUUGUCAUCACCAGACCUCUGACCUCCAUUGGCAAGUUGUCAAGGAAACGGGCCUUUCUCAUCCUGAUGGCGGCCUGGGCCUACGCCCUGGGCUGGAGCCUGCCGCCAUUCUUCGGCUGGAGUGCCUACGUCCCAGAGGGCCUACUGACUUCCUGUACGUGGGACUACAUGACCUUCACCCCAUCGGUGCGAGCGUACACCAUGCUGCUCUGCAUCUUCGUCUUCUUCCUGCCACUCUUCAUCAUCGUCUACUGCUACGUCUUCAUCUUUAGGGCCAUCCGCAACACCAACCAGGCUGUAGGGAAAAUGAACGGCAGCAUUCACGGUCAUGGCAGCAGUCGUGACUCAGUGAAAAAUUUCCACCGACUGCAGAACGAGUGGAAGAUGGCGAAGAUCGCUCUGAUCGUCAUACUGCUUUACGUCAUCUCCUGGUCGCCGUACUCAAGUGUUGCUCUCACUGCGUUUGCUGGGUACGCCGACAUGCUGACUCCCUACAUGAACUCUGUGCCUGCGGUCAUCGCCAAAGCCUCGGCCAUUCACAAUCCCAUCAUCUACGCCAUCACACACCCAAAAUACAGGUUAGCAUUAGCUAAGUACAUCCCGUGUCUGGGUGUCCUCCUCUGUGUUCGUCCUCGUGACCUCCGCUCCACCAGCAGCAGCUUUAUGUCGACGCGUCGCUCCACUGUGACCAGCCAGACCUCCGACAUCAGCAGCCAGUUCAGACGGCAGAGCAACGGCAAGUCCCGCCUCUCCUCUGCCUCAGACAGCGAAUCGGGUAUGACAGACACAGAGGCUGAUCUGUCCAGUAUGGGCUCCAGACCCGCCAGCCGCCAGGUCUCCUGUGACAUCAGCAGAGACACUGCUGAGCUCCCUGACUUCAAACCCUCAUCUAGCUUCAAGUCCAAGAUGAAGAGUCACGACUCAGGCAUCUUUGAAAGGACGUCUUAUGACACUGAUUUCUCCUUGGUAGGAGUAAGUGAACGCGGCAGCAUCCCUAAUAGCGCAGAUUUUGGAGAGGUACAUGUGAUGAGAGGCACGAUCGGUCGAAUCCCAAGCAUCGUCAUCACCUCUGAGUCCAGCCCGUUCCUCCCCAACGGACGGAAAGGCUCCAAAACAGCCUACAACAACACGAGGGCAGGUUCUGGGUAGUGACUCAGAUCCUCCUGGCUUCAUUCAUCAAUGUGACCGUCUUUCACUGAGUCAAAUUUAAAAAUAAAAAAGGAUAAACUCAUUCAAAGCCAUGUGAGACAUGUAUAACAAAGGAAAAAAAAGGACAUAACUUUCAAGAUCACAGAUGAAACAUGCUGCUAUCCUGUAACAUCUAAGACAAAUUUUUACUGACUAUUAUAGAUUUCAGCCAGAAUACAUUUGUAGAUUAUGCCAUCUCUAAGCAAUGUACCUAGUGUUAUAUCAUUCUUUUAAAUUCAGAGACUAAUAGAGAGUAUCACCUGAAAAUGAAAAAAGUAUUUAUCCUUGUAUGGUCUAUUUCUAAAAUUUAAAUCUGUAUCAAAGUCCCUGCACACCCACACAGUUGGUAUUUUGGAUGAUAAGACCUGCAUGCAUAGAAAGGAAAGCUGAGCUGUGUCUGACACUGCAUCAUGCUGGCAUGCAGUUAUAUCUGCCAUGCCUCUAAGAAGGCAUAACUCAAAUUUCUCCCACCAAAAUGGAAAAGUUAUGAAACAAAUUACAGUAUUUCAUAAACUACUCCACCCAAAGUCAUUUUUUAGCCAAUGGACCGAACAGGUAGUGCUCAGAACCACCACUGUCCACCACCACACCAGCCUGCUUCAUGGGACACUAGAGGGGAAAAAUCUUCCAAAUAUGACAAGUGAUGCGAAGGAGAUGUGCAUUAGCAUAUGUAUGCCGUUCACAUACAGUUUCUGUGUUAGGAAGUAUGUGAGUUCAGACACAGCCUUAGUCUGUGCAGUUUCACAUCUCUAUAUUAAAGAGACAAGGCACACAGUCUAGAGAAAGGGUGCAACUAA
Molecule: messenger RNA, 2275 nt
Organism: Cheilinus undulatus (humphead wrasse)
Lineage: Eukaryota; Metazoa; Chordata; Actinopteri; Labriformes; Labridae
Gene: opn4a
Product: opsin 4a (melanopsin)
Exons: 10
Coding region: 36-1439 (467 amino acids)
Biological process (GO): G protein-coupled receptor signaling pathway; visual perception
Cellular component (GO): membrane
Molecular function (GO): G protein-coupled receptor activity
Source: RefSeq, a predicted model, not a curated record